CUUUCGUUUUCUUUUCCAGUCCACUUGUGCCUGUUCAUAACAUCAUUGAGACGUUGACAGAUUGACUGUGACACCUCAUCGUGGGAACGAACAGGGCUGGACUUACGUUAUAUGAUUUGGUGACUUUCAUCUAGUGACACUGUCUUUCUUGCACAUUACAGAAAUACGAACAAUUUGUUUCCAACUUUUCAAAUAUGGGUAGAAUUGUGUUUCUCCACCCAGAUCUGGGAAUUGGAGGUGCGGAGCGAGCUGUGAUUGACGCCGCUCUGGCUCUCAAGUCGCGAGGACAUCAAGUUGAAUUCGUCACUGCUCAUCAUGAUCCAUCACACUGCUUUCCAGAGACAAAAGAUAACACCUUCACAGUGACAACGGCCGGUGACUGGUUGCCCAGAAGCGUCUUGGGAAAAUGCUAUGCUCUCUGUGCAUACAUCCGAAUGAUUUAUGCCGCUGUUUAUUUAGUGUUCUUUAGUGGAAUCAAAUAUGAUGCAAUAUUUUGUGAUCAAAUAUCAGCUUGCUUGCCUUUCCUAAAGCUGGCUUCAGCAAAAGUACUGUUUUACUGUCAUUUUCCGGACAUGCUGCUGACACAGAGGCAGAGCAUGCUGAAAAGCCUGUACCGUGGACCGAUUGAUUAUGUUGAGGAAAAAACCACUGGGAUGGCAGACUGCAUUCUUGUCAACAGCAAAUUUACAGCUAAGGUGUUUCAUGACACAUUUUCAAGUCUCCGCCACAUUCAGCCCCAGGUUUUGUACCCUAUACCUGACUUCUCUGCGUUUGAUAAAGCUGUCGAUCCCCCAAGUGAUGAUUUGAUACCCUCCGGCGUCAAGACUGUCUUUCUGUCCAUUAACAGAUAUGACAGAAAAAAGAAUCUUCCACUUGCGAUCAAAGCUUUUGGGAAACUUUUGAAAGAGCAUCCAGAUGCGAAUACCCACCUCAUUAUGGCUGGUGGUUAUGACGACCGAGUGACGGAAAAUGUGGAACUUCACAAGGAGCUGGUGCUGAUGGCCAAGGAGCUGGGACUGGAGAGCAGCGUGACUUUCCUGAGGUCGUUCAGCGACUCCCAGAAGCGAACACUGCUGAAGUAUUCAUCCUGCCUUCUGUACACUCCUGAGAAUGAGCACUUUGGUAUCGUACCCAUUGAGGCAAUGUACAUGAAGUGCCCUGUGAUAGCUAUGAACAGUGGGGGGCCUUUGGAGACUGUCGCCCACGAGAGCACUGGAUUUCUGUGUCCUAACGACUCUGACCUUGUUGCUGAUGCUAUGUAUAAAUUUAUUGAUACUCCAGAUCUUUCUAAGUCGUUUGGAGAAGCAGGCAAGAAACGUAUUGAAACCAUGUUUUCAUUCAUUCAAUUUACUGACAAACUGGAUUCUGUAAUUAAUGAGUUGUUGACGGGAAAAUCUUCAUGAGCUAGUUAUGACUUAUUAAAUGUUGGUUGCAAGUUCAUCAUUUAUGUCUAUAAUAUAUUUAUUUGAAUGUCAUUUUAUAGUAACUGGUCCUACCAUGUGUGUAGGUACAGUAAUUGUCAGAACUUACAAAGUCUGUCAGUAAUGCAGACAGCAACAAUGCUCUCUGUGUGCUGCUGACCGUUUUUGAUUCUUAGCUGCUGUCCUACAUUUUUUUUCUGCUUUCAUUACAUUGCAUAUGAUUAUGAACAGCUGCUAAGUGGAUUCUCUUUGGUGGUUUUUUGGGGGUUUUUUUUAUUUAUUUUUGCUGUGGAGUUUCUUGGUUUCAUGGAUAUCUUUCACCUUCUUUGCUUAUAAAAUUGUUAUACCCUUUAUGAGUUCUCGUUGAUUCACAUGUUCAUAAUCAUUUGACAAACAGUACCCAUGUGAGGCAUCAUGGUGAAAUCAGGUGCUCGUUAAAAUAAUGAAAUCAAAGAAACCAGCAUUUUUCUUGCCGUUA
This is a messenger RNA of Aplysia californica (California sea hare), 1899 nucleotides long. Its product is annotated as alpha-1,3/1,6-mannosyltransferase ALG2. The record is from RefSeq and is a predicted model, not a curated record. The transcript has 3 exons. The coding region runs from base 195 to 1403 and encodes 402 amino acids. Gene Ontology annotation, molecular function: alpha-1,3-mannosyltransferase activity; GDP-Man:Man(1)GlcNAc(2)-PP-Dol alpha-1,3-mannosyltransferase activity. NCBI's taxonomy places the organism in Eukaryota, Metazoa, Mollusca, Gastropoda, Aplysiida, Aplysiidae.